Molecule: messenger RNA, 678 nt
Organism: Penicillium robsamsonii
Lineage: Eukaryota; Fungi; Ascomycota; Eurotiomycetes; Eurotiales; Aspergillaceae
Product: aspartate/glutamate racemase family protein
Exons: 1
Coding region: 1-678 (225 amino acids)
Molecular function (GO): amino-acid racemase activity
Source: RefSeq, a predicted model, not a curated record
AUGAAAACCAUUGGAAUUUGCAUCCCAACCAUUGAAGGCGGGGUCAUCGCCCAUCAAGAAAUCGGACGAGAAGCAGCGCGGCGGGGCAUUGCUUACCCUCAAAUAGUCACCCACACUCCUGUUUACGGAGACCUGGAACAAGCACUCAAGUCCGGUGACAAUCAGUCACUGGUCGAAUUGAUAGCCGACUCGAUCAACCGCACCGCCAAAGCUGGUGCGGAGUUCGCCAUCAUCAGUGCCAACACUCCACACAUCGUUUUCGACGACAUUGUGGCCCAGUCAAACAUCCCUAUUCUUAGUAUCCUCGAUGUCGCUGCAAAUCACUGCAAAGGGCAAGGCUACAAGAACGUUGGAGUACUAGGCACAACCUGGACUGUCAAAAACGGUCUCUAUGAUGGUCCGCUACAGAAGAGGGGCAUGGCUGCGGUCUAUGCGUCUGACAAUGACCAGGCAAUUGUCAUGGAUGCAAUUUUACACGAGUUGAUUAGUGGAAUCUUCCUGGAAGAGACGAGCAGCGAGUUAGUGCGCAUUGCGGAGGAACUUGCUACACGAUGUGAUGGUAUUAUCCUUGGAUGUACCGAGUUGCCGCUUGUUCUCACAGAACAAAACUGCGGAAUCGAAGUUGUUGAUACAACACGGCUUCUCUCCCAUGCGGCUCUCGAUUUUGCGAAAGAUUGA